Messenger RNA from Carica papaya (papaya), 1283 nucleotides. RefSeq names its product pentatricopeptide repeat-containing protein At2g21090-like. The record is from RefSeq and is a predicted model, not a curated record. Gene Ontology annotation, biological process: RNA modification. Lineage: Eukaryota; Viridiplantae; Streptophyta; Magnoliopsida; Brassicales; Caricaceae. Gene Ontology annotation, molecular function: RNA binding; protein binding.
CCCACGAUAACUUGUUGCUUCUUCUUCUUCUUCUUCUUCUUUCAUUCCUUGACACAGCCAUGCUUGAUCACCGGCGAGAACCAGCCAGGAACCAUGUCUCUUCAUUCCCUGCAGUCAACAAAAGUCAGGCCAGUGCAGGAGAUCCAGAAUUUGACUUCUGGGCUGCACGUGAAACCCGGUGUUAUGGAAGUUCAAUCAGGGACUCCAACGGCGGUGAUACAGGGUUUCAAGUCCAUACACAUGGUGGAGAAGGCUUUGGCAGUUACUCCCCGUCCUUGUGGAAAACAAGUAAGUCAAGAAAUACAAUGCAGGAAUCCUCUCCCUUGCUUCCUAGCAACCAUCAAUACAGUAAUCUUUCAACUUCUAUGCGAAUGAAGGCAAUUGAAGAAGGUAGGAAGGAACUCAUGGAGAUGAUUCACAACAUGCCCGAGUCUACUUAUGAACUCUCCUUGAAAGAUAUUGUUGACGAGGAGCAUAUAGCAGAGGAAGUUGAAGACGAACUUAUCCUUGAGGAUAGAAAUUCCCUUUCAGAAACAGAAGUUCAGAUCAGUAAGCAGAAGAAGAAUAAGAAGAAGAGCAUCAAAUCAGGAAAAAUUUCAAGGAGUUCAAGCAUGGAUAAUGAAGCUUUCUUACUCAAGAUUUUUUUUCCAAGCACUCGUGGUUCAAAAAGGCAAGUACAUACCAGAAAGUGUUCAAAGAUUUCUCCAAAGCCAUCUGGUGUUGGAUCAGAGAACCGCAUAUACAAGGGAUGGUCAAUAAAAAGAAUUCUGGUUACAAGAGAGGGAAAAAAUAGUGAAGAAAAUAGCAGCAGCGGAAGCUCUAGUAGCAGCCAAAGCAGCACAGAUAUAGUCAGACAUGGAGAUGGUGAUUCCUUAACUGGUUGCUUGCCGUUCUUCUUCUCCAAGAUAGGCAAAAACAAGAACCAGAGAGCGCAUCUUUUGAAUGAGGAUGCAAUAUAGACUUGAAUCAAUGUUGUCAACCAAAGACAACAAAAGAUGCAACGAGGAAGCAUUUGGCUAAAUAGAAGAAGAAUUAAAUAACCUGAACAGAUUUCUCAGUCCUGUGGCUAUGCUCUUGAGAAAUCAGUGAAGUGCUACUUGGUGGAACUUAAUUGUUGAGAGCCAAAAAGAUGCUCUUGAGAAAUCAGUGAAGUGCUACUUGGUGGCACUUGAGAGUUGAGAGCCAAAAAGAUUGAUAUUGUUUCCUAUUCUUGUACCUUCAUAUCUUAACAAAGGUUGUUUAUAUAUUUCUUAGUUGAGAAACCCUUUAUUGUUGAUUGAAAA